AUGCAGCUUCAGUUCAAGUUACCCCUCAAAAGAUGGUAUAGAACUGCUGUACCUAAUCUUUCCGAGCAUCGGCCGCUGUCGAAGUACAAACUGAAGUGUGGACUCGAGAUUCACACGCAAUUAGAUACCAGAAAGAAACUGUUCUCGCAGUCAACCAAUGAUCCAUUUCAUUCCCUAGAAAGACCUAAUAUGCAUACAUCUUAUUUCGAUAUUGCUCUACCCGGUACUCAGCCAAUUUUAAAUUAUGAAGCUGUACUUUAUGCCAUACGAUUGUCUUUGGCGAUUGACGCUAAAGUUAAUCUUCAAUCAAGCUUUGACAGAAAGCAUUACUUCUACGGUGAUCAGCCUAUGGGUUAUCAAAUCACACAACAUUACCGACCUUUUGCGACUGGAGGUCAAAUCAAAUUAAACACGGAUAUUGAUGGGGUUGAUGACAAGAAUAUCAGAGUAAUACAGUUGCAACUUGAACAAGAUACAGGAAAAUCAGUGUACAAAGAAAACGAAGGUCUUACCUUGAUUGAUCUCAAUAGAAGCAAUGUCCCUCUCAUAGAAAUGGUUACACAUCCUGACUUUACGGAUGUAAAGCAAAUACGAGCAUUCAUUAAAAAAUACCAGAACCUUGUUCGCCAUCUGAACGUGUCGACUGGCGACUUAGAGACAGGUGCAAUGAGGGUGGAUGUGAAUCUGUCGGUCAACGAUUUUGCCCGGGUUGAAUUAAAAAACUUGCCAAAUACCAGUUCCAUAAUAAAUGCUAUCAAAUUUGAAUUUCACAGGCAAGUGCAAAUUAUAGAGGAUGGGAAGGGCCCUGAGCUUCUGCUGCAUCCCGAAACAAGAGGUUGGAAUGGCGAAGCAACCGUCAAACUGCGGAGCAAGGAAACUACCAUUGACUAUAGGUACAUGCCGGAUCCCGAGCUCCCGGUUAUCAGUUUGUCCCCUCUUGCGGUCGAAGGCGUGGCCAAAGGUUUACCGCCAGCGCCAGAGGACGUCAUCAAGAAACUGAUGGCUGCACCAUAUUCUUUGUCGCUGAAAGAUGCAAAACUACUUACCAUCAAAGGCAACAGUCAAGACCAAAUGUAUACGCAGCCAGAACUGCUGCAGUUUUAUGUUGAGACGUUCCGUUGCUACUUGAAAGAUGUCAAAAAGAGCGGAGACGGCAAGAUUAACUACAAACUUCCAACUAACUGGAUCAUCCACGAACUCCUCGGAACCCUGAAUAAGCUCCAGAUGCCACUUAAAAAAGUGACGGUAAUCAUGAAACCUGAGAAGUUUUCGGAAUUUUUGAUGCUUAUUCAUAGGAAAGAGAUAUCGAAUGCGACAGGAAAAUUACUUCUAUUCCAUGUCGUCGAGAAUCUCGAUUUGAUCAAAGACAAGAAAACUCUGGAUUUUGCAAGCCUGAUUGAUGAGUAUGACCUGGGAAAAAUCAGCCAAAUUGACGAUCGUGAACUGGAGAAAAUAUGCCAAGAUAUAAUAGUCCAAAUCGAAGAUAAAAAGCUUAUCGAAAACAUUGUUUCGGGGAAAAAGAAGAAUUCGAUAAAAUAUCUAAUAGGAUUAGGGAUGAGACUUUCGCAGGGAAGAAUCUCACCCCAGGAGUUUGAGAGGAUGUUCAAAAAGCUACUUGGCAUAUAG
Molecule: messenger RNA, 1626 nt
Organism: Torulaspora globosa
Lineage: Eukaryota; Fungi; Ascomycota; Saccharomycetes; Saccharomycetales; Saccharomycetaceae
Gene: PET112
Product: glutamyl-tRNA(Gln) amidotransferase subunit PET112
Exons: 1
Coding region: 1-1626 (541 amino acids)
Biological process (GO): glutaminyl-tRNAGln biosynthesis via transamidation; mitochondrial translation
Molecular function (GO): glutaminyl-tRNA synthase (glutamine-hydrolyzing) activity
Source: RefSeq, a predicted model, not a curated record